AUGAUGGUCCGCCGCCCCGUCCGACAAGCUCCCCCAAGUCCGUCUAGCACAUACUCAUACACACUCAUCCUCCACCUUGUCAGCCUCUGGAGGCCUGACGCCGCCGCGAAAGCUCCCUCGGCUAGCUUACUGAUCACUACCUCGAUUACGGGCGGAUCUGCUGCACAGGAUGCCUGUUAUUCCCUUGUCGGGUUGUUGGUCGGCCGUCGGGAGGCUGGUCACACCAUUCGAAAUACGCAAAAACAUUUACAUAGUACCACUGUUAGUGGUAGGCGAAAAAAAGGCUCCUUUUGUAUCAUUAAACAUUGCGUCUCAUUUUUUCGUAUGCCACCCGCCAUUCUCUUUUCCGGGCGGACGUUGGUAUCUAA
This is a messenger RNA of Durotheca rogersii, 368 nucleotides long. RefSeq lists its product as uncharacterized. Lineage: Eukaryota; Fungi; Ascomycota; Sordariomycetes; Xylariales; Xylariaceae. The record is from RefSeq and is a predicted model, not a curated record. The transcript has a single exon. The annotation marks the transcript as partial.